This is a messenger RNA of Achroia grisella, 5061 nucleotides long. RefSeq lists its product as uncharacterized. The transcript is spliced from 14 exons. Gene Ontology annotation, molecular function: protein binding; zinc ion binding; nucleic acid binding. Gene Ontology annotation, cellular component: extracellular region; membrane. The coding region runs from base 169 to 5061 and encodes 1630 amino acids. Lineage: Eukaryota; Metazoa; Arthropoda; Insecta; Lepidoptera; Pyralidae. The record is from RefSeq and is a predicted model, not a curated record. Gene Ontology annotation, biological process: peptide metabolic process.
CAAUGUCAAUUUAGUUUCGAAAUGGAGUCCGUGUUGGAUUUUUCUGUAAAGUAAAAUAAAACACAUUUUAUUUACUCGUAAUGUUAGCAGCACAUUAAUUUCCAGUUACAGUCACGAUUAUGUUAUUAACUUGUAGUGUUUUGUUUAGUUUAAAUUUACGGGGGAAAUAUGGAGGAGGAACUAAACGAAAAUGAAUUGGAGGAACGAUUAUAUGCUAUGCUACAUCAUGUGGAUGAGACUCAGGCUAACUUGACCAUCACAGAGAAUGAAACUGUAAAAAUCGUAGAUAUCACACCACAGAGUACCAUACGGCGUUACUGGCGCACCAGCAAUGAACAGAACUCGCCUAACAUACAUGAAAAAGUAAACCCGCAAAAGGAAAAUAAUACACCACCAAAACCACUUGCUACAAAUGAUCAAAAGCCCAAAGAAGAGAAAUGUGAUUCAAAUAAUUCAUCAUCAGUAGAUUUAUCAAUAUUCAAAAAUCCACCAAAUAUUAUAAAAAGCACUAUUGAGAUAUUACAUCAUGACCUUCAUAAUCCUGUUGUACUUGAAUCGAGUGAUGAGGAUGAAGUAGUAGAGGUGAAAUUACCACCAAAACCAACUAUCACUAUAGAGAGCUCUGAUGAAGAUGAACUCCAUAUUAUCACAAACUCUGAAUCACCAACAAAGGAACAAGAUAAAAAUUUGCAAUAUAAGUCAGCAAGUAAUGGCGACAGAGAAUCUGCUAGCCCCGUUCCAUCAGUAGUGUCAUCUGUAUCUGAUGAAUUUAUACGAGGAGACUGUAUUGCCUUAAACAUUUCAUCGCGAAGACCACAUGAUCAUAGUUUUGAUUUCAGUCUCCAUGGUUCUGACCUACUGGGUCAAGAGUCAUCUAAAAAAAAGAAAAAAAAAAGAUCAAAGGAAUCUGUUUCUACAUCAACACCUGUUACAGUCUUGGAUAAAAGCAAAAGAGACCAAUCAGACGAAUGUUUUGCGACACCAAAAAGCAAGGCUAAACAUAAAAACCAAAAAAAACUAUACACUGUAACAGAGAAAAGUGUACCAAACAUUGAUGUUUAUGAUUCAGACAGUAAUCAGUCUGUCACCAAUGUAAAAACAAAUGAGAAUUCGUUUAUUGUGUCAGAGAAGAGCUUACCAAAUGCUGAUGUCUAUGAAUCUGACUCAAAUCAAUCAGAUAUAGUAAAAGAGAAUGUGCAACCUAAUAAUAAUGUUGUUAAAGAUUCCACAACUUCAGACAGCAAUGUAACUCUUGAGAAACCUCAAGUAAAACCACAACAGGAGCCACCAAAAACUAAAGAAAGUUCUAGUACACCUAAUAUCAAUAAAUCUGCAGAUGUGGUUGUUGAUCUGACCGAUAGUGAUGAUUUAAUCAUGUUAGAUACAGCAGAUAUACCUGAGUGUAUAGUCAUGGCCAAUGUGUCAGGCUUCCAGGAAUCAUCUGAUUAUUCAGAUGAACCUGUCUCUAAAAAUGAAAUUCCUAAUUAUGGGUCAACCAAAUAUCCUCCAAUAUUAUAUGACAACCUUGAUUUUGACAAUCUAAAAGGUACCGAUAAGAUCAGCAAAAGAAGGAAAUACUCUCUAACAACUCUGCGUGCUGAGAUGCAGAAAUUCUAUAAUGAAAGCUGGGGUGGAGAAGAUUUCAACCAUAGAGAAAUUCAGAAGCAUAUGUCAAAAGAUAAAAGUUUAUGGAUGAUAGAUGCCAAGGACCGGAUGCCAGGACUAGCAAACAACAGAAAAAAAGUAACAUGUCACUAUUGCAACCGGGCAGGCCACCGUGACGAUACUUGCCGCAUGAAGCCAGCGGUGUGUUACAUGUGCGGCUCCACUGGCCACUUCGAGCCGCGGUGCCCAAGCAAAAUAUGUGUCAAUUGUGGGGCACCAAACCAAUUGUACUCGACAAUGUGCCGCAACUGCAGCUUCUGGGGUCGAAUUAGAUGUGCGGAGUGUGGGCAACACGGCCAUCCGGCCAGUCACUGUCCGGACACGUGGCGUCGCUACCAUAAUACGGUGGAUGUUAAUUUACCUCUAGAAGAAAACCGUCAGACGAAAAAGAGCUAUCAUAUGUAUUGCAGUGGCUGCACGCGCCGUGGUCACCUCGUCCACACUUGUCGUUUCUCAAUACCAUUUUCUAGCCUCCCAAUAAAUUCUCCCUACGUGUCCGAAUAUCGUCCCUUGUACUUGCCCACAAGUACGGACAAUUCGAAACAUGAUAACAAUCAGAAAAACAAACAGUCCCAUAAAACCGCUCAAGAUUCAACCAUCUCUUUACCUACAAACACUUGUAGGAGUGAUCGAAAUAAACGUCAGUCGAAAUCGCCAAGUUCGCAGGAGACUGUUAGUAAGAAGAAAAAGCAGAACUCUUUAUCUGAAAGUCUAGAACCAAGCAGCAUCAACAAAAAUAAUAUAGGCAACCGAGGAUCAAGGAAGAACUCACAAGGAAAGGAGACUGUCGACAAUAGUGACAAAGCCGUCACUAAUCCACCGGGUGUUACUAUUGAAAAAGCCCCUGACUAUAUACCCAUCUUUUCAUCAAACCGCGACAAAAAGGGUCAAAUGAUUCAAGACAAUGAAGUGUCUGACACAAGUGAUAUAAUAACAUCUGCGAGAAUCUAUAUCACUCAGAAAGUAAAAGAGGAACUUAAAACGAAGGAUGGCCAAGAAUGGUUAGAUAAAGCACUGAUAAAAUGUAAUAUAACUAUAGAAAGUUCCGAUAUGAAUUUAUUUUUAAAUAUAAAAGGUAAAAUUGCUGAUCAGGAGGCUUUCCAAGCGGAACUUAGAGAUUGGACAACAUAUAAAGAGAACCCUAAAACUGAUGAUACGAACCUCAUAUUAAGUUUGAUACCUAAAUAUAGGAAUAAAGCCAUCGGAGUUAUUAGUAAAGCCCUAGAGUCUCUCAAAAGUUACUUGGGUGACCCUACGACUCUUUAUAAGGAAUUGACGUACCUACAAAGUCGUCAAGAGCAACUGCUUCGACAGAAAGAAAUAAGUCAUGAACAAGUCUCUAACAAUAGAAACAACAUAAAAUAUAUGCUGAAAAAACUAAAUAUGGUACUUCUAGGCCAAGCUGGUCUUGCUAACGGUACUCAACAUGUAAAUGAGUUAAUGUACAUUAAAGAGAAACUUACAAAGUCGAAUCAAAAAACUGUUCCUCUAGAUAUGCGUAAAGAAAUCGGACAACAUUAUCACUGUAUUUUUACAGCCGCCGAAAGAAGUGAUUAUUCACAACUAUUGCAAAAAUACUUCGAUUUAACUAACAAUAAAACAAACUCUAUGGCUAAAAAGCGAAACAAGAGUCAAUUUAAAGUGAAACAUAAAAUUAUGGAAAAUACUGUCAAGAGUAAUAGUAACUUUUUUUACAAUAAAGCGGCAGAUAAAUCUAAUAAUGAGGAGCAAGUUACUGUUCCUGCUGCUGAUACUGUCAAUGAAAAAAUAAGGACGAGUCCUCAAAAUACUUCAGUACAAGAUCUCGUAACCUAUCACAGGAAAAUUUUAAAAGCAAAACCAAACAACAGUUACUUGAAAAAGAUGAAAUCCUUAAUACUGAGGAAAUUACAUUCUCAUAUUGUGUCAAUGCACAACAAUGGACAUAAGAUAUCAACAAAAAAUAUAAGAAAAUUUAAUAAAACAAAAUUGGAAGCAAUUACUUUCUUAGAAAAUCGUCCUCUCUUAGACAUAGUGUUUCUUAUUUAUCUAGGCCUCCAUGAAGUGAAGAGUAAUUUUGAUAUGUUGAUAAUGAGUGUUUUAAAUAGUUUAUUGCCAAUUUUAGAAUUGCUAAUUGUGUUCAGUAAUAUUAGAACUGCUUAUGGUCGAGGGUAUCCUGAUGAAGGAUAUUUUUCAAACAAUGACUACGAUAACCAGGAUUCCGUGGAUCCCAAAAUAAAAAUUGCUUUGAGAAAAUUGGAACACGCACCACAAUGGGUGCCAGACUGGCCAGAUUCUUUCGUAAAGAUGGGCCAAGUGUCUGGAGUGGCACUGGACAAUGCUGGCCAGUUACUGGUCUUCCAUAGAGCUGGCAACCAGUGGGACGCUAGCACAUUUACACCACGGCAUGUGUAUCAGCGAAUAGGUGAACCACCCAUACCAGACCCCACCAUUCUGGUGUUCAAUGAAACCGGAGAACUUGUUGAUAUGUGGGGACAAAAUCUCUUCUACAUGCCUCACGGCAUUACUGUGGACCGUGCAGGCAACGUGUGGGUGACAGAUGUGGGGUUGCAUCAGGUUUUCAAGUUCACACCAAACCAGCGACAGAAACCGGCCCUAACCUUGGGAGAGAAAUUCGUCCCUGGUAAUGAUGACGACCACUUCUGCAAGCCGAGCGCAGUGGCCGUGCUAUCUACUGGCGACUUCUUCGUAGCUGACGGGUACUGCAACCACAGGAUAAUCAAAUACUCACCAGAUGGCACCAUUAUACUGCAGUGGGGCAAACGGUCCGGCCACGACCCGUUCACGUUCGACGUGCCGCACGCGCUGGCGGCGGCCGAGGAGCGCGGCCAGGUGUGCGUGGCCGACCGCGAGCGCGGACGAGUCGCCUGCUUCCGCGCAGACAACGGCACCUACGUCGCCGGAUACACGCACUGGCUCGUCGGCUCCAGACUCUUCAGCGUCGCCUACUCGCACGUGCGCGGUGGCCGACUAUACGUUGUAAACGGGCCUUACAGCAACGUACCAGUACGAGGGUACGUCAUCGACUUCACAUCAGGCCGAUUAAUACAAACCUUCGCACCAGAGGGGGGCUUCAGAAAUCCCCACGACAUCGUAGUGACCCCUGAUGGGGUCACGGCUUACGUUGCAGAGUUAGACCCCCACAGAGUGUGCAAGUUUGUAGAUGAGGGAUUAAGGAACCAGAGUAAAUUAGAACUGACACCCACAGCAUUGACUCCUGUGAAGCCCACAGCCACCAUUGAAGGCGGCGGGGCGGGUGCGGGCGCGGGCGGCGGGCGGUGGUGGUGGGCGGGCGCGGGGGCGGGGGGCGCGGUGGUGUGCGCGCUGUCCGCGGCCGCGCUGCUGCGCGCGCGCAACACCGGUAAGGAUCGCGAGGCGCAGCCGCUCGUCUACUAG